Messenger RNA from Triplophysa rosa, 1684 nucleotides. RefSeq lists its product as uncharacterized. NCBI's taxonomy places the organism in Eukaryota, Metazoa, Chordata, Actinopteri, Cypriniformes, Nemacheilidae. The transcript is spliced from 4 exons. The coding region runs from base 117 to 1010 and encodes 297 amino acids. The record is from RefSeq and is a predicted model, not a curated record.
CAUCAGCAAUGUCCUCUUUAUCUCUUUCGCUUUCUUACCAAACUCUCAUUGACGUUUUAAAUAGAUUUUAAACAUUUUUAUAACAUUUCGGGAUUUGUUUCAAGCUGUUGAAGAAAAUGUAUGAUGUGAUUUUGUUCUGCUUGUGGAGUCUGUCUGGUGUGUUUUGUGAGUCUGUGUCAGUGACUGAAGGAGAUUCUGUGACUCUGUCUGUGGAUCUGACUGAAAUAAAAGAUAGAAUCUUAUGGAAGUUUGGAGCUCAUGAUGUUGUCAUAGCUGAGAUGAAUGCCGAGCACAAUAACAUCAGAUUAUAUGAAGACAGACCUGAUGGAAGAUUCACAAACAGACUGGAGUUAAACUUACACAAUGGAUCUCUCACCAUCAAGAACAUCUCAACUAAACACUCAGGACUUUAUCAAGUCUUCAACACCUCCUCAGGGAAACAACUCAAUAUAUUCAACAUUACUGUCUAUGCUCGUCUGACUGUUCCUGUCAUCACCAGAGACUCUUCUUCAUCUUCAGUUUCAAAUUGUUCUGUGUUGUGUUCAGUGAUGAAUGUGUCACAUGUGAGUCUCUCCUGGUACAAAGGAAAGAGUUUAUUGUCCAGCAUCAGUGUGUCUGAUCUCAGCAUCAGUGUGUCUGAUCUCAACAUCAGUGUGUCUGAUCUCAACAUCAGUGUGUCUGAACACAGAGACAUCAGCAGCAUCUCUCUAGAUCUGGAGUGUCUGAAUGAUUCUUACACAUGUGUGGUGAACAAUUCCAUCACAAACCAGACUCAACAUCUCAUUUCUGAUGUCUGUCACAAGUGUUCAGAUGUCUCUGAAGACUACGUCUGCAAGUGUACUUUUACUGAAGCUGUGAUCCGAUUGGUCCUCUCUGCUCUGGUGGGCGUGGCUGCUGUUGCUGUUGUGGUUUAUGACGUCAGAUCCAGAACAGUUCAACAGAAGAAGAGAUCAGAUCAGAAAAUAAGAUCAGACAUUGAGUUAAACACACUUGAUUCAGCCGGGUGUUAGGGUCGGCUAUCAUUUGAAUUUGAUCAAUUCUGCUUCUGCUUAUCGAUUUAAAUGUCAACGUGUUAAAAAAUGAAACAUGACAUCAAACAUUACAUAUCAAGACGUAUAGUCACAUAGCAUCUUCAGCUUUGCAAAUAAUAGCCUGUGAGCAGUGUUUUGAAAAACAGAUAACUGGGUUAAGAGACCAAAUACUGCAGCCCAGUUUAACUGUAUCACACCGGCUUGUGUUCUGAAAUGUGACGUUUAAUGUCGCUGUGAUGCAUUCUUGUUUUUCCUGUUAGUGCUUGUUUUGCAUUUUGACUUGAAAUUAAAAUUGUCCUCAUUUUUUCACCCUCUUGUCAUUUUAAACCUGUUUGAGUUUCUUUCUUCUUCAGAACACAAAAGAAGAUAUUUUGAAGAAAGUUGAUAAGCGAACAACAGCGGUACCCAUUGAUUUCUAUUGUAUGGACACAAAACCAAUGCAAGUCAAGGAGUUCUUCAAAAUUCUUCAGAAUAUCUUCUUCCAAUAAGUUGACAUCCAUUUAAUAACUUUAAUAAUGAUAAUAAUGAACAUUCUGUUAUUGAAUAAUGUUUAAUGCAGAACAAUAUUGAGGGGCAAAUAGUAUCUUCACUCUUUAUAUAUGUAUCAAUAGUGUCUAAAUGAAGGGAAAAACCUUUUUUUAUUAUGUCAUCAU